Molecule: messenger RNA, 1053 nt
Organism: Dreissena polymorpha
Lineage: Eukaryota; Metazoa; Mollusca; Bivalvia; Myida; Dreissenidae
Exons: 6
Coding region: 196-1053 (285 amino acids)
Source: RefSeq, a predicted model, not a curated record
ACGCACGAAUUCGGUAGCACGUGUUCCUUUUUUUGCCUUGAUGGUUACCGCCUAUCUGGGAGUUCAUUUGCGUUUUGUCAGGCCAACGGACAGUGGAGUCUUACGGCUGAUCAAGUCACUUGUAAAGACAACGAACCUCCAGUAAUCACGUGUUCAAGUCACGUGUUUUACGCUGACAGCGGCACGUCAACAGCAAUGGUUCAUUGGCCGGAGCCUGUGGUUAAAGACAAUAUCAAUCUCGACAUAACGGCAGAGAAGCUCUCUAUCAUCAACCAAGGGGAUUCACUAGAAGAAGGAACGUACCUGAUUCCAUACCGUGCAACCGAUUCAGCAGGAAAUUCUCACACGAUGUUGUCAGAAUGCAACGUUACCAUUCAGGUCCAAGUUGUGAAAUGCGCAACCGGCCCGACGGACCGUUUAAAUGACACCCGCUUUCUGAGGUACAACUGCUCCGACUCGACCUACUCCGAUGGCGUCCAGUGUUCUCUGUUUUGCGAUCUUAAUCUCGACCUAGUCGGUGCAAGAAUCCUUACAUGCGAGCGUGAUGGAACUUCCGGGGUUGGGAUUUGGAAAUGGAAUUUCGGGGAGGAACCCUAUUGCAAUGUGGUACAAUGUCCGCCAUUGGCACCACCAGCCAACGGCGCCAUGAGUUACGACAGCAUCAAUGCAAGACCACUUUACGUCAUGCUGUGUCAAUCUCCAUAUGACAGUCCGGUCGUGGGUUCUCACUUCACCGGUAGACUCAGCUGCCAGGACAGUGGAACGUGGUACCCUUUGGACGCAUUCCCCGACUGUAUUAUUUCACUCUGGAGCGAUAUGGUUCUGCCGGCUGAGCUUAUUUACGAGGGCAACUGUGAAGAUGAGAAAACAAAACAAACUAUCAGAGAACAGGUGCUGAAAUACCUUGGAACCAUAAAAGAUGACAUUGAUAACUCAAUUUGUCCUGGUAAAGAUUGCAGAGUGGACAAUUUAGUAGUCGUGUGUGGUUCUAGAAGGAAGAAACAUAUAAUAGCUAAGAGGCAAGCCUCGCUUGAUAGCAGCCGCUGUUGCUAA